AUGGCUUCUAUUUCUGAACGCACUUUCAUUGCCAUUAAGCCUGACGGAGUACAGCGGGGCUUAGUGGGAGAAAUUAUCAAGCGAUUUGAACAGAAAGGAUUCAAACUGGUGGCUAUGAAAUUAAUUCAUGCCUCUGAAGACCUUCUGAAAGAACACUACAUUGACUUGAAAGACAGACCAUUCUUUGCUGGUCUAAUUGAAUAUAUGCACUCUGGUCCUGUUGUGGCCAUGGUAUGGGAAGGCCUUAAUGUCAUUAAGACUGGCAGAGUAAUGCUGGGAGAAACUAAUCCUGUAGAUUCCAGACCUGGAACCAUUCGUGGAGACUUCUGUGUACAAGUUGGCAGGAAUAUAAUUCAUGGCAGUGACUCUGCAGAAGCUGCUGAGACAGAAAUUAACCUAUGGUUUGCUCCUGAAGAAGUGAUUGACUACAGAAGCUGUGAGCACCCAUGGAUCUAUGAGUAA
Gekko japonicus is the source of this 462-nucleotide messenger RNA. RefSeq names its product nucleoside diphosphate kinase A-like. Bases 1 to 462 code for a protein of 153 amino acids. Gene Ontology annotation, molecular function: nucleoside diphosphate kinase activity. The transcript has 4 exons. The record is from RefSeq and is a predicted model, not a curated record. Lineage: Eukaryota; Metazoa; Chordata; Lepidosauria; Squamata; Gekkonidae. Gene Ontology annotation, biological process: UTP biosynthetic process; CTP biosynthetic process; GTP biosynthetic process.